AUGGAAACGGCAAAGCAGACAGUGCAAAGUUGUGUGACUAAGUGGAAGUCUUCGACUGAUGACCAAAGUGAAGAUGACGAAUAUGAGAAAAAAAGACGUGCUACUCAACGCGAACAGGAUAGACGUCGAACAGAGGCGCUGAAUAGAGCGUUUGCUCAACUACGAGCCUCCCUUCCUCAUGUACCACAAGAUACCAAGUUGACAAAACUGAGAACGUUGCGUAUAGCUAUUGCAUACAUUCGACAACUUCAGACUGUGGCCCAGCUACAGAGUCAGGACGAUCAUUCUUCCUCCCCUUCCUCCUUUCCUCCACCCCCAUCACCACCCUGGGCACCAUGA
This is a messenger RNA of Hydatigera taeniaeformis, 339 nucleotides long. The record is from the annotation of a GenBank genome assembly. NCBI's taxonomy places the organism in Eukaryota, Metazoa, Platyhelminthes, Cestoda, Cyclophyllidea, Taeniidae.